This is a messenger RNA of Sinocyclocheilus grahami, 1473 nucleotides long. Its product is annotated as deoxynucleoside triphosphate triphosphohydrolase SAMHD1-like. The transcript has 16 exons. Bases 1 to 1473 code for a protein of 490 amino acids. Lineage: Eukaryota; Metazoa; Chordata; Actinopteri; Cypriniformes; Cyprinidae. The record is from RefSeq and is a predicted model, not a curated record. Gene Ontology annotation, cellular component: nucleus. Gene Ontology annotation, biological process: defense response to virus; dGTP catabolic process; regulation of innate immune response. Gene Ontology annotation, molecular function: dGTPase activity.
AUGUUUGACAUAAAAGGGGUUUACAAGAAAAACGAAGAGAAAAGACAGACAAAAAUCACUGAGGAUUUGGAAAACGUCAGAGAGAAAUACUGCCUAGACUUUUCAAAGGACAUCAGGAAGACCUUCAAUGACCCCAUUCAUGGUCAGAUUGAGCUGCACCCGCUGCUGGUGAAGAUCAUCGACACUCCUCAGUUUCAGAGACUCCGGUACAUUAAACAACUGGGAACAAAAUAUCUGGUGUAUCCGGGCGCCACUCACACUCGCUUUGAACACUCUCUUGGUGUGGCACAUUUAGCAGGAUGUCUUCUCAAGACUCUACAUGAGAAUCAGCCAGAACUCAACAUCACCAAACAGGAUUUCCUGUGUGUUCAGAUCGCUGCCCUGUGCCAUGACAUGGGUCAUGGUCCCUUCUCUCAUUUGUUUGAUGCCAUGUUCAUCCCUGAAGUCCGGCCUGGUAAGCCUUGGACGCAUGAGCAGGCAUCUGUUGACAUGUUUCGCUGCAUGAGAAAGAAGAAUGGACUGUACAAAGAGAUGGAACGCUACGGACUGAAUCUACCUGAAGACAUCACAUUUAUUGAGGAAUUAAUUCUGAAAGGACAAAAGGAUGGCCAGUGGUCAAUGAAGGGCAGGACUGAGGACAAAUCCUUCCUGUAUGAGAUUGUGGCAAAUAAAGUGAACGGCAUUGAUGUGGACAAAUGGGACUAUUUGGCUCGAGAUUGUUAUUAUCUCGGCAUUCCAUGUGGUUUUGACUCUCAGCGUCUUCUGAAAUCUGCUCGAGUGUGUAACGUGAACGAGCGGAAACACAUCUGCUUCAGAGACAAGGUGGCAGACAACAUUUAUGGGAUGUUUCACACCAGAUACACUCUUCAUCGUCAGGCUCUUCAGCACAAGAUCGGCUACAUCAUUGAUGUCAAGAUCAAAGAUGCUCUCGUACAAGCUGAUGAGAAGAUGAUGAUGUCAAAAGCCAUAGAUGACAUGUCAAAGUACACAGAACUCACAGAUCGCGUCUUUGAUGAGAUCCUGCACACGUCAGACUCACACCCCAAUCUGGUUAAAGCCAAGGGUAUUCUAGAAGAAAUUGUCGAGAGAAAGCUGCCAAAGUUUGUGGGAGAGGCCCGACUGAAGGAAGAUGAAUUAAAGGAAGAACUGAAGAAAAACUGGGAGACAGUGAUUGACAGGUCUCUGACAGCUGAGGACUUUGAGAUUUGUGUUCUUGACAUGGGUUUUGGUGAAGUGGGCAAAGAGCCCAUCGAUAAUGUUCAUUUCUACAGCAAGAAUGACCCAAACAAAGCCUUCAAGAUGGAGAAGUACCAGGUGUCCAGUCUCAAGCCAAAAAGGUUUCAUGAAUAUCUCGUGAGGGUGUACUACAAUAAAACUGAUGGCAGUUAUCAGGAGGUCCAGCAGAAAGCAGAGGAGAGCUUCCAUGAGUGGUGCAAGAAAAAUAAGUUCAUUGAUUCAGACGUCUUCUCUUAA